UAUGAUGAGGCUUUUAUUAUGGCCAGUGACCCCUUGGAAGGCUUUCAUGAAGUGAACCUUGCUUCGCCUACUACGCCAGAUCUUCUGGGAGUAAAUGAGCCAGGGACUCAGGAACAAACUACCUCACCCAGUGUUAUCUACCGACCACAUCCUUCUGUUGUGUCCUCCACACCAAUCCAGCCCAAUGCAUUAAAUGUUUCUGACCUUCCCACACAACCUGUUUAUUCAUCUCCCAGACAACUGAAUUGUGGAGAAGCAUCAGGUGUCAGCAUCAAUGUUACCGACGCAGUACUUUGUUCUACCUCUGGACCCCAGGGUGGGUCAUUCAAUCACAAUAAUUCCAGAAAGGAGAGCAAUAAUGCAGAGAGAGAGUUUUUGCAGGGUGCCACAGUAGCAGAUGUUGCUGAAGGAAAUGAAGAUAUUUUUGGGUUGAGUACAGACAGUUUAUCUCACUUACGGAGCCCAUCUGUACUGGAAGUAAGAGAAAAGGGCUAUGAAAGAUUGAAAGAAGAACUUGCAAAAGCUCAGAGGGAGCUGAAGUUAAAAGAUGAAGAAUGUGAAAGGCUUUCUAAAGUGCGAGAUCAACUUGGACAGGAGUUGGAAGAACUUACAGCUAGUCUGUUUGAGGAAGCACACAAAAUGGUUAAAGAAGCUAAUGUCAAACAAGCUGCAGCAGAAAAACAGUUAAAAGAAGCACAGGGAAAGAUUGAUGUCCUCCAGGCUGAAGUAGCAGCAUUGAAAACACUAGUACUGUCUACUUCACCGACAUCUCCAACUAAGGAGUUUCAGUCUACUGGAAAAACUCCUUUCAAGAAGGGCCAUGCAAGAAACAAGAGUACAAGCAGUGCUAUGGGUGGCAGUCAUCAGGACCUUACCAUGAUGCAGCCAAUUGUAAAAGACUGUAAAGAGGCUGACCUAUCUUUGUACAAUGAAUUCAGAUCUUGGAAGGAUGAGCCUACUAUGGACAGAACAUGUCCUUUCUUGGACAAAAUUUAUCGGGAGGAUAUUUUUCCAUGUUUAACCUUCUCAAAAAGUGAGUUGGCCUCAGCUGUUCUGGAAGCUGUUGAAAACAACACUCUGAGCAUUGAACCUGUUGGCUUGCAACCUGUUCGAUUUGUGAAAGCUUCUGCAGUUGAAUGUGGGGGACCAAAGAAAUGUGCUCUCAGUGGACAAAGUAAGUCAUGCAAGCAUAGAAUCAAAUUAGGAGAUUCAAGCAGUUACUACUACAUUUCUCCUUUCUGUCGUUACAGGAUCACUUCUGUGUGUAACUUCUUUACAUAUAUUCGAUACAUCCAGCAAGGACUGUUGAAGCAGCAAGAUGUGGAUCAGAUGUUCUGGGAAGUUAUGCAGCUGAGAAGAGAGAUGUCACUAGCAAAACUUGGCUAUUACAAGGAAGAGCUCUAA
Messenger RNA from Egretta garzetta (little egret), 1404 nucleotides. It is a transcript of the gene RAB3IP, whose product is annotated as RAB3A interacting protein. The transcript is spliced from 10 exons. The record is from RefSeq and is a predicted model, not a curated record. Gene Ontology annotation, molecular function: guanyl-nucleotide exchange factor activity. NCBI's taxonomy places the organism in Eukaryota, Metazoa, Chordata, Aves, Pelecaniformes, Ardeidae. The coding region runs from base 19 to 1404 and encodes 461 amino acids. Gene Ontology annotation, cellular component: Golgi to plasma membrane transport vesicle. Gene Ontology annotation, biological process: exocytosis.